This is a messenger RNA of Symbiodinium natans, 7227 nucleotides long. Lineage: Eukaryota; Dinophyceae; Suessiales; Symbiodiniaceae. The record is from the annotation of a GenBank genome assembly.
AUGUGGCGGAUCCUGCUUGUUUUCUUGCUCACUCACAAGACCGCCGCGCAGCCUGCCAACUCCAUCGAGGCGGUGGAGGCGGAAGUCGAGAUUUGCUACAACAAGCGCAUCAACAACGAGACAGUCUCUCCAUUCUGUGGAAAGAAAUGGGCAGUCAUAAAUGCCGCUAGCGUGCGAGAAUUCUGGGAAGUGCAUGAGCUCGAGUUCUACUGGGAUAGCCAGUGCACGUUGCCUUUCCCCGUGGGCUUGCCAAUAGCUUCAGAUGUUAUGACAUCCUUUCCAGGCAACACUGAAGAUAUGGCUUGGGAUGGUGAUUUGUUGACGAAGUGGUCGGCAAAUUGCAGAGUCUUGCUGGGUGGCUGCAGUCCAUACACACAGUGGGUUGGCAAGAACAUUGGAGACUCCAUUCCGCUGAACAAGGAGCCUGUGGAAAUCUUUGCACAAGUGCGCUGCACUCGAAUCUUUCAAUCCCCCAACGCUACCCGCCAGUCAGACCAAGUUGCGAUAAUCACCUGGGAAGAUGAGAAGCUCGAUAGUUGGCAGGUGAUUUACGAAUAUGGUGACCUGGCAGGUGGGGCCUGGCACACCCGGCCCGCACGCGAGGAGUCCUUAUGGCGCAUCUGGAACAUGGACCCCAUGCCAAGGCCCUGGCAGGUUGCAGAGGUCAUGUUCUUCACGGAUCUUUUCUGCGAAGAGGACAAGCAAGCCUUUGGAACCCCCAUCUCCAAUGGGGCCACGUUCUUGGACAAUUGCAUUGACACGCGAAGCUGCGAUCUGUACACAGCAGCGAAGGCGUUCGAUGGCAUAAAAAUGCCUGGCCACCGUCUACCCCGCGUCAUGGGAACAUGGAUUGCCAAUUGCGAUGAGUGGCAGGGAUGUGCUUCCAUGGAGGCCUGGAUUGGCCUGGACUUCGACGUGCUUCCUAAGCAGGUCCGAUGCAUCCGCAUCAACCAGCCUGUGCACGAAGGAUAUGAUGCGGGAUGGGGUUAUCCGCAUUUCACUUCGAGGAUCUUGUUACAGAGUUGGGACGGCUUCAAGUGGGAGGACCGCACCCUCUUCGGUGGCCUGGACCAAGGAGGAUGGAACAACACCAUGCCAAAGGAACAUACUUCCUGGCGAGUUGCGAACUUUGACCGGAUCUUGCUGUCCUGGAGAGUGUAUGAGCUGGAGCUUUAUGCGGAUGCAGAUUGUCUGGGCAGCCCAAUGCGCGGUGAGAGUGUGGAUUCAAACCCAGCUCUUUUGUCAGAUGAGCAGCAGGUGGCUUGUUGGACUGAUCUCGGGAGCUGUGGGGACAAUGCUUUCGAUCAGCAAAUUACGACCGGUUGGCAAUCUUCUUGCUCUCCGUGCGACCAGCGACAGGCAUGGAUUGGUGUACGCUUCCCUGAUGCGCGAACUGUGUCGUGCUUCCGUCUGAUACAGAGUGAGGAUGUGAUGCACCGCACAGAUGCCAUCGAGCUGUCCGAGUGGAUGGGAGAUUCCUGGGAGACGCGGAGGUUUGAGUCGGGUGUCGGUGGUGGAACGUGGAACCGGCGGCCUAGCGGCGUCUCAACAAUGUGGCGCCUGCUUAGCAUUGUGGACACGGACCGUCCUUGGACCAUCACUGGCUUAGCAUUCUACAUGGAUGAUGUGUGCAAUGUUCCACAUCAUGGAGAUCCCAUCACGAACGGCAACGAGAAGUUGUUUCGAUCAGAGCAUGCCUUUGAUACGUCUGACGUGACUCAAUGGGUUACGAGUUGUACCCCGGCUUUCACGGGACACCAAGGAUGCAUGGCAAACUCUGCUUGGCUUGGUUUGCAGAUGCAGGAGGCCUUCAGUGUCUCUUGUAUUCGAUUGUACCAGUCCAGAGACAGAAAUCACCAAGCGUCCUCGGCUGUGUUGCAAGUCUGGGAUGGCCUCGUUUGGACAGUGUCCCAAAACCACCCCAUCCUUACCGAGCUUGGGGGUGGAGCCUGGCAGGUUUUGCCCGGGAUCCGGGGCUCGAUGUGGCGCUUCCUUGCUGACCCAUCUCCUGGGGGUCAAGGCGUCGGCGUCUCCGAAAUUCACCUCUACAGGAACACGGAUUGCACAGAUCUCAUUCCGAUGAAGGUCCCCAACAUUGUCCCAAUCUGCUCGGGCUACGCCACCUCCAGAGAAGUCGGCGCUAAGACCGGGUACACCAAUCACUACUCCAGCAUGGGUGAGCUGACAAGUGCAGAUCCACUGAAGGCUUUCGAUGGUGAGCUGCACACUUUUUGGGCUGACAUUGGUGGCGCCCGUGCCUGGUUGGGCUUAGACUUCUCCACGCAGGUUUCAGAUGUUCAGUGUGUCAGGCUGGCAUUUCCCGGCAUUCGAGCCCUGCAGCCGAGCUAUGGGGAGCUGCAGGGCUGGAGUGGCAGCACCUGGAGAUCUACGGCUUCCGGCUCAACAUCUAUAUUCAGCAUGGACUCCACCCUCCUGCUUCCCUUGCCAUCCUUGGGUGGCCAGGGCUUCCAAAGGAGGCCAGCCCCUGUGAACUCACUUUGGAGGCUUCAGAACAUGGCAUCGAUCCAGACCUGGGUAGUCUUCGAGCUCGGGCUCUACACCGACCUUGCUUGCCGAGGAGAUCCCAUCACCGGGAUGGCCAUUUCCUCGGCCGAGGAUGCAGCACUGUCGGACGGGUUCAGUGGGCACAUGAAUCCACACAAGGCGUUUGACAACGACAAUACAUCGUAUUGGCAAGCUCACUGCGUAAACGGUGUGUGUACAGCAGGGCAAGCCUGGAUUGGCCUGGACCUGCAAGGCAAGGUGCAGCAGGUGCAGUGCCUUCGCCUCAUGCAAAGCGGUCUUCGCCUUGAGCAAGUGGCGAGUGUGGUACUGGCAUCGUGGAACGGGAAUGCCUUCCAGGAACGUGCCCAGUACCAUGGAUUAGGUGGCGACACUUGGAACACACGGCCACUGCCGCCGGACACCAUGUGGCGAGUGGCCUACGGUCAGCGGAGUGGUGUGGUUUGCUUGGGUGCCGAGGAGCGAGGCUGGCCCAGGUCUUGGGGAGUCACAGAGGUGGAGUUCUACGCAGACGAUAGCUGCCAAGUAAAACUUCCCGGGCCCAAGGAAGGUGUUGAUGUGGUUGCAUCGGGUACCAGGGAAGCGGGGAUCGCACCUUUGUCGGGCACGGGCCCACAUUUGGCCUUCGAUGGCUUGGCAUCAACAACCUGGACAGCACAGUGCGGCGCCGGAGAUCGAGCCAACGAGCCUGCCGACUGCAGGACAGGUGUCGAAUGGGUCGGUCUGGAUUUCAACCGAAAGUUUGACGGCUUGCCCGUGAUGGUCAGGUGUCUAAAGCUGAUCCAGUCUCGUAGCUCCGCUUCCGACUGCUGUGAUCCAGCUGAAACAGUGAUGCUGGAUCGCUGGAAUGGUACAGAUUGGGCCAGGGCAAGCUGGCGCCAUGUGUCGGACACUGGGGAAGUUUUCCAGGUCGAGGCUGCCUUCUCCAGUGUUGCUCCAUGCCCUAGCCUCAAUCAAGAACAAAUCCAAUUAGCUUUGAAUGGACAGCUGCCGAAUAGCAUCAGCAAUCGGCCUUCGAUUCAGUGGCGGAAGCGGCGCCAAGGAGAUGAAUGCAUCAUACCAAAUCCGGAAUCUGUGAAGCUGUUGGCCGACCCGUUCUGUGAGAAGCAUGCGGCUUGCAAGGAGGCCGGAUUCGUGGGAUCAUGCUGUCCCAUGGAGUCUGGCAUGUCUCGAUGCUGCUGCGACUUCAACGUAAACGCAGAGGUUUUUGAGGACGAGAUCUUGGAUGAGAAGAUUGCCGCGGAGGUCUUGCAAGCCCCGGCUGUAGGCUUUGAGCUGAUCAUGAUCCAGUCAGCGACUGUGCUGCCGUUCAUUGGCGUCAUAUUCGCUUUGCUGUUCUUGAUCAUCUAUGCAAUUCCAAAGCCACCGGGCAGAGAUGACGGCACCUCAACCUGCUCCGAAAGGAUGUGGUACCGCGUUUGUGGACCGACGCACAGGUGGCUGCAGGGCGGAGGCCUGAUACCUACCAUCCUGCUUCAUCUGGUACAGCGGAGCCAGUUUGACAGAUGGUGGACUUUGAUCUUGAAGAGGAUCUUGCUCUUGCUGUUUGGCUUCAUUAUUGGCGGGAUGCUCCUGUGGGUGUUGCUGUCCUACUUGCUUGCCGAAAUGAUCACCAGGAUCAUUUUGGCCUGCAGCUUCUUCAUCCGGCUUUCGAAGUCGCGCUACGAUCCGAAGAAACCUGCAGAAAGGAAAAGGCUGGGCAUCGUCCUGGGCGUCCCCAUCGGUGACCCUGCGGGAGGCUUGGAGCUCAAGCCUCCCAACCUGGUUGGCAUCAUCUUUGCAUUCUUCGAGAGCAUCGUCGCGGGCCUCGUGAAUGUCGUGCAAGCCAUGUUCGAUGUCCUCAUCAUCAGGUUUGCCUUCGUAAGCAUUGGCGCGGUGGAUUUGCGGCUCGAAGCAUUCGACAUCAUCAUUCAUGUCCCGACUCCUCCUAACGUCGACGUGAGAGCAUUGGUACAGUUCCUUGUUGACCUUGCCUCGCUGGCCACUCGAUUCUUCACUGCGGUUCUCAGCACCAUGUUCGUGGGUGCUCCGCGUUGUGAAGGACCAGUUGUGAUCCUGUCUGCUUGCUUCCUCAUUGUCAUCACGCUGCUGAUGGUCCGAUGGCUGAACUAUGACUACUUCGGCCUUCUGACAGCUGCCAAAUACAGCGCUCAGAAAACGCGUCCAACCUUCCAGAAGAGCAUGGCUGUUGGCUUGACUGCGGGCUUGCAGAGCGGCAUCUUCAUAGGCAUGCAGUGCCUGAUGCUGAUCUGUACGCGCUCCUUGAAUUUGGUGGAGAUCGACCCAUUCAAGGCGGGCGAAGGCUGGACCUGCCCGUAUCCAGACGACCACAUCUCCGUCAUAACGGGCCGCAUCUUCCUUGGCGUGAUGGCGUUGAUUACCCUAAUCAUCGCCUUCCUUUGUGCCAACGGGCACUUCAUGGGUCAGGAGUAUAUCCUCAGAGAUUUUAGCAAGCAAGUCGACAUGAAGCUAACAAAGCUGGACCCUGCUGCCCAGCAGGCCGAGGGUGGUGGCAUCCUUCGGACUUCGCACUUCUUCAGCAUGCUUCCGACUACGUUCGGCAUCUGGAUCGACGGCUGGAAUGUCAAGGGAUACCUUCUGAAGGAGCGUGCUGAACUGUAUGCAGAGGAGCUGCGAGUCCCAACCGUUUGUGAGCACUGUGGAAAACCCCACAUUCCAUACCUUGAGCUGAUGAAGGCGUCAGGCAGGCAGCUGAGCUUGGCGUACCAAAUCUUCCCCUUUGGGGCGGUGAUUGGGAAGGCCGUUGAGCGGUUCAACAACCCGCCGCUGGUCUACUUGGGGACUGAACUCAAGUGCUUAAGAGCGAGGCCUCACGUGGACAAGGUGAAGUCUUUGCAGGGCAGGAAGAUGACCGCAGCACAGUCGGCGAAGUUUCGAGUCCAGCUCCAAAUGGCCAUGCUCAAGGACCUGGGCCUGCCCAUUGCGCUCCGGAUCUUUUCAGUGACCAUGUACGUGACGAUGGUUUACUUUACCGCUGUGAUGACAAAGGACAAUGUGGUGGAGCUUGGCGUCGAGAUGUUCCAGAUCCUCACCUAUGUGGCGUUCUCCAAGGCCAUGUGUGAAGUGUUCUUGCCAAUCGUGUGCGUGGCGAUAGUAGGUGCUUUGGUGGUUGCCUCUGGAGUCGCCGCGAAGAAGGCGUCGAAGGUGAACGUCGAGCCAUACCGGCUCUCACCGGUGGUGGGGCAGGUGCUCCAUGGCGUGUCUUCCGGCUUCGCGUUUGCCCUGUUCCUUUUCCAGGACCCUGGUGUGGACUUCACUCUUGGCCUGUGCGCAUUCCUGGGAUGGUUGGUUGGCGCCUCGCUUGCAGUGUUGAUCGCUCUGUCGUCCUACGCUCUGGAGCUUUGUGCGAAUUGCGACCUGGCUGGGGGCAUCUUCAAGGUCUGCUUCGCCGCGCUGUCGGCCGUAGGCCUUGCAAGGGUUUUCACCUGGAGAUUGGCCGAGACAAAUUUCUAUCUCGCCAUGUCCAUGCUGGCUCUUGUUCUGGUGCCGGCCACGAAUCUUGCAUUCCGGAAGUCUCCGCCGCAAGCAGAUGGCACAGAGUCCGACAGCAGCAUCUGGCCAUUGCUGUCCACUGCUCGGGUCAUGUCUGGCCCCUUUGGCGUCAUCGCUGGUGUUUUCGGUGCCAUGGUUGCAUACGAGCCCAUGGCGACCGCCUUGGGGGCGGACAUCGGCUUGCUCAUCUCAGUGGCCUUCGGCUACCUCAUAGGCCUAGCGUACGGCUUGGCCACAGACAAGGUCCUGGAGAAGCCUGCAGGCAAGUGGAGCAUAGCGGCUGGGACAUUAGCGGCGCUCGGAACCAGCCUUUUGAUCCACUGGGCAGUUGGGGUGAUGGUGGGAUCCGUCGUGGGCAGCCUUACCGGGGCGCUGAUUGAGCGACGGGUGAUGAAGGAGAUGGAUGCACAGUGUUUGGAGCCCCCACGCUUCACGAAGAACGUGAUGCAGUCCAGUCCGACCUUGGGUCCCGUCUCCAAUGUGGUCGCUGCCAUGCGCGACAAGUCGGAACAAGAAGUGGAAAUCCACACCAACCUACCCACUCUGUACAAGGCAAGUGCGUCUGGCAACCAGCUUGCGCGGGUCGAUUCAGGUUAUGCGAGCGCCUUUGAUGACUUUGAGAAGGAGCGGACUCAACUGCCCUUUCCCUCGCAGCCUGCGCUGACGGCAGUUUCCGACGCCCCUGACUCCUUUGCAUCUCCUGGCUUGGCCUUGCGUGAUGGAUCUGACGGGUCUCCAGAAUCUCCGUCGCUACCUGCCAGGCAGGAUGUGGCCCAGACUGGAGGCAUGCAGGAUGAAUCGGACCCGCAAAGGCAAGAGGAAGGCCCUUUCGCUGUGGAAAGGCGCACGUCGGAUCCGAGGCCUCUUGACGAGGCCGAGAACGUCGCAGCAUUUGGCACGUCACAGGCGAGCUGGCACUCGUAUGGUGAAGCGGCAGGAGUUUCUCCACAGCCUUCGCCGCAAAGAACAGCCCCGUUUCAGAACAAGGCUGCCAAGCGAACUUCGUUGGCCGCAUCUGCAAAGAAUGCAAAGGUGAAGAAUCAGAUUCCACCACCCGGGCCACGGGCGGUCUGGGGUGGUGAUGCAGGGCCCGGCGGGGUCGGGGGUCCUGGUGAACACAGACUCGUCCAGGCUGCCGCGCAGGCUGCGGAUGCCACAGGCCCUGCAAGUCAUGUGACUGGCUCGCAAUGA